AUGAAGAAGGCGCCACGAAUCACCGAUCGCCAUAGAGAGGCUCGACUCGACUUUGCAAAGAUGAACAUAAGGAGAGCGCAAAGUCGUCUUUUCGGAUUAAAAGAAAUUCAACCUGCGAAAACAAGUACAUACUACUGGGGUGACCUGAGAAAGGAACUAGCCUUCUUUGGCCGUCGCAAUUUCGGUGGAGGAAGUCUUAUGGUGCAUUCUGCAAUGAUGUCGUGUUGGAUCUAG
Messenger RNA from Haemonchus placei, 234 nucleotides. The record is from the annotation of a GenBank genome assembly. NCBI's taxonomy places the organism in Eukaryota, Metazoa, Nematoda, Chromadorea, Rhabditida, Trichostrongylidae.